Messenger RNA from Tachyglossus aculeatus (Australian echidna), 1966 nucleotides. RefSeq names its product histamine H4 receptor-like. Gene Ontology annotation, molecular function: histamine receptor activity. The coding region runs from base 1 to 1635 and encodes 544 amino acids. The record is from RefSeq and is a predicted model, not a curated record. The transcript has 8 exons. Lineage: Eukaryota; Metazoa; Chordata; Mammalia; Monotremata; Tachyglossidae. Gene Ontology annotation, biological process: adenylate cyclase-activating adrenergic receptor signaling pathway. Gene Ontology annotation, cellular component: membrane.
AUGGUUUUACCCGCAGAUUUAGCCCUUGGCUUCAAGUCUCUGAAAAUAAAAAUGAAGGAAAAAGUUGAACAAGCAGGAGAAAAAUGCUACAUCUUGCAACCAGAAAGAGGAAACAGAUACCAUCCCUUUAACGCUCUUCCUCCAACAUGUACGAAGGGUACUUGGGAUCGCGUCUUUAAAUCAUCUCCGCCCUGGUCAUUUCUUAACCCCUGCGACUACAGCGGAAACCUGGACCUUCACAAGCACGUUUUUGAAGCUGCAGAAUUUGAGAACGUCUGCUGUAGGAAAAUCCACCACAGUUUCAUCAUUUUUCUAGAAUCAGGAAGCUCUGAUGAAGCGAUAGUGGUACUAGAGGUUGAUGGGACACUCUCAGAGAAAAGAAAUGUAAUUCCAAAUAUGUGCAACAACAGCACGGGGGAUUUGUGUGAGGAGAGAACAUCUGGCUUCUUAAAUUCAUCCUCCAAAGUGGAGAAUAUUCAUUUUUCACCAGGAAUUUUAAAUCUCCUACAAUUCCUCAUGAUUCUGUUAGCUCUCGUUACAGUGCUCGGAAAUGCCUUGGUUAUCGUGGCUUUUAUAGGGGACAAAAAUCUUAGACUUCGGAGUAAUUAUUUCUUUCUUAACUUGGCGAUUUCUGACUUCCUAGUUGGUGCCAUCUGCAUCCCUUUAUAUAUCCCGUAUGCCUUGACAAACAGAUGGCCGUUCGGAAGAGAGCUCUGUAAAUUCUGGCUGGUUAUCGACUAUCUCAGUUGCACGGCUUCAGCUUUUAACAUUGUCCUCAUCAGCUACGACCGCUACCAGUCCGUCUUUAAUGCUGUGUCGUAUCGAAUUCACCAGGGCCUCACCCCCCGAGCCAUGGCCCAGAUUGCGGCCGUAUGGCUCCUGGCCUUCUUGGUGUACGGCCCCGCCAUCGUCUUCUGGGAAUACGUGAAGGGAAGGAGCGACUUCCCCAACGGGACCUGCAAGGUGGAAUUCAGUUCCCAGUGGCACUUUCUGGUCUGCACCUCCGUGCUGGAGUUCCUCAUCCCCGUCCUCGCCGUGGCCUACUUCAAUCUGAACAUCUACUGGAGCAUCCGCACGAGAAGCCGCUGGGUCGCCACGCUCUCCAAAAGCCAGAGCGCCUCCUCCUCUUCCCCUUCCUCCCCCGACCGGGCCCACCCGUCGAGGCUCAGUCUCCUCUGGAGGACAUGUCUCCCUGGCCAGCUGGGGGGAACGCCCGCCCUUUAUAUGGGCUCAGAGGAGAGGGGGGACGGCUCGCAGUUGUCCACGGGAACCCAGGCGCACGACAACGGCUUCAACCCUCCCAGAAUCCACUCCCUCACGCCUUCCAGCUUCGAGAGCAAAUCCCGUUUCAAACUGCUCAGGGACAGGAAAAUGGCCAAGUCCCUCUCCGUCAUCUUGAUCAUCUUUGCCAUCUGCUGGGCUCCCUAUUCCCUGUUCACCAUCGUCCGGGCGGCCUGCGGAAAGGAGGGAGACGACCCUUGGUACGAUCUGGCGUUCUGGCUCAUGUGGCUCAAUUCCUCCGUCAACCCCUUCCUGUAUCCCCUUUGUCACAAGCGCUUCCAGAAGGCAUUCCUGAAAGUACUCUGUUGCCGGGGGUCGGCUCCGGCACCCCAGACCCAAUCUCUGUCUUCCUAGAGAUAGCUCGGAUACAAGCAGGGAAGCUCCCGAAUCACAGCCUAACAGAUCCUGUGUUUUCCUAUUGUUUCCUCUCGACUUCAGGGUUUGUUAACCCUUAUGACUUUCACACUCUCUCGCCGAGUCGCAUCAGAAUCGCCCAAGUGUCCUCUCUCCUGUCUGGUGAAUAGACUAACCUCCCUCCAGCCCGUUGUUUCUAUAAAGACUUAAUUCACCGCCUUUGGAAACUCUGUAUGGUAGGGUUCGUUUUCUCCGUGGAUCUCGUGGGUCGAUUUUCAUGUCUAUGGAAAGUUUCUGGCACAGUGUUAUUAUUCCUGAAGUGGACAGAAGA